AUGCCGCCGGAUAAAUACUUUUUUCAGGAGGGAUCGAACCAAUUCAGUUGUAUCCUCUGUCGUGGAAAGAGCACCAGCAACCAAAAGAAGCAUGCACGCGGCCAACGACAUCUAAACCUUGUGCGAUUGGAUGAAGAGCGUAUUGAGAGACAACAAGAGAGGAUCAAUGUGAAUGAGACUUUAAACCAACAAGAGUCAAACCGGCCACGGAUCGAUAUAGAACCUAUAUGCGACGACCCCGUUUGUUCCGAUGAGCAAGUUGAACCUCUAGUGAAUGAAACCGAUGAUGAAAGCGAUGUGGUUCCAAUCAGUUUGUUUGAAGAUGGCGAGAGUGAACAUGAGGAGGAAGAGCUGGACUGGUUGAACUUACUCGGUGUUGCAAUUGAUCAGAUUGAUGAUGAACCGGCCGACUCCUUUGAUGGACUUCUAGUACCUGCUUUCCAACGUGACCUGGCCGAAAUUGAGGAGAUUAUGACAGUUGACUCUGCGUGGUUCCCAUUUGUAAACAAGGACUAUCUUAUUGGAUCCUUAUUUGUGGGAUACUUGCACAAGAUCAUCUCUCGAGAUCUAUAUCAUCAAAUUCAAAGCAUACUCACAUUGCACCAUAUCCAUCUGCCAGGAUGGGAGACAUUAAGGAGGACACGUCAGAAGAUACGUCUCAUGAGUCACCACUCUCUGGUCGAAAAGGAAUCCCUAUUUGGCCAGCCAAUGUUUGCGCUGGAUGCUAGAGAGAUAAUUUCAGAUGAUUUAAGGAAUCCCUUGGUCGCCCCCCACUUGGAUUUCCUGCCGGAAGAUGCACAUGGAAAAGGCAUAUUCAAGACUUCACAGUCAGCAAAGUGGCUCAAACAUCUUGCACCAGAUAUACGUGUACAAAUGGUGGCUUAUAACAAGAAACACUACUAUACUUAUGAGCCGGUCCAACUCAAGAAUGACGAUAUCAUUAUUCCGAUAUUUUUCUACACACUUCAAUCUAACACCUUUGCAAAAUGCUACAAACCACAAAUUACAUCAAACCGGCACGACUCUACGGUGAAGAUAGCUAUUGCCAGUGAUAUCUUAUAUGAUGAUCCUGAUUUACAAGAAAUUAACUUGGACGAUUUUGAUCUUCUCUAUUCUGAAAUCAUUUCAAGUGAUGGUCUAAAACUAUUGGAAUACUGUGGGAACUUGCUUUAUGGUAAGAAAUAUGCUUUGUAUUAA
This is a messenger RNA of Puccinia graminis f. sp. tritici CRL 75-36-700-3, 1197 nucleotides long. RefSeq lists its product as uncharacterized. Lineage: Eukaryota; Fungi; Basidiomycota; Pucciniomycetes; Pucciniales; Pucciniaceae. The transcript is spliced from 4 exons. The coding region runs from base 1 to 1197 and encodes 398 amino acids. The record is from RefSeq and is a predicted model, not a curated record.